This is a messenger RNA of Betta splendens (Siamese fighting fish), 16337 nucleotides long. RefSeq names its product KIAA1109 ortholog. Bases 190 to 15711 code for a protein of 5173 amino acids. The record is from RefSeq and is a predicted model, not a curated record. Gene Ontology annotation, biological process: synaptic vesicle endocytosis. Lineage: Eukaryota; Metazoa; Chordata; Actinopteri; Anabantiformes; Osphronemidae. The transcript is spliced from 91 exons.
CGCUGUUAACGGAACAGGAAGUCAUCGUAAAUAGCCGUCUGGCAAGUAAAUAUUCUACAGACGAUGCUAGCUAUGCCCUGGACCGACACAAGAAAUGGACAGCGACUCCUGAAUAACUGGAGCAAAGAUGAAACCAUUUGCUUUGUCGAGCACAUUAAGCUUUAGACAUCACACUGAGAGCCUAUAGCCAUGGAUGUCCAUGUUCCCAAAAACAAUGAAAGCACCUUCCCCAGCUUCGGGGAUCUGGAUAAAUUUCUUACCCAGCAUGACUCGAACUUUAUCUGGCUCCUUGUUGCCACCAUUCUGUCCUGUGGAUGGAUCAUCUAUUUAACUUAUUACAACUCCCGCAACAUUGGCCUCAUCCUCACCCUCAUCAUUAACAGACUCUACAAGGAUGGCUACAUUCACAUUGGCUCCUUCUCCUUCUCGGUGCUGUCAGGGAAAGUCAUGUUCAGAGAUGUCUACUACAUCAACCAAGACAUGUCUAUCAGAAUACAGGAUGGCUUUCUUAUUUUCCGUUGGUGGAAAAUGUAUAACCCAAAACAGAAACAGCAUGAUCCCAAGGCAGAAACCAGACUUUACGUGACAGUUAAUGGCUUUGAGUUCCACGUCUACAAUCGCACAGACCUCUAUGCACGACUACAGGAGACCUUUGGAUUAGAAUCCACACUCAAAACACCAACAAAAGAUGACGAGAGGGGGCGAGAGGACCGAACCCAGACCCUGGAAAGUGUGAACAUCAAGGCAGAAAGUCCCGACCCUGCGUCAUCCUGGCGCUCCCUCAUUCCUGUAAUCAAAGUUAACAUCAGCACUGGUCGGCUGGCAUUUGGAAACCACCACCUCCCCCAGACCCUGUGUGUAAACUUUGAGGAUGCCUUCCUGACAUACGCCACUAAGCCUCCAUCCAGCCACCUGGACCAGUACAUGCACAUCGUUAAAGGUUCACUGGAGAACGUGCGCGUCAUGCUGGUUCCCAGUCCACGCUAUCUGGGCAUGCAGAAUGACGAACCUCCAAGACUGAUGGGUGAAGGCUUUGUGGUCAUGCAGUCCAACGAUGUUGACAUUUACUAUUACCAAGACGAACCGGGCCUGGUCCCUGAGGAGCAGCAGGCUGGGGAGGAGGCAGAAACAUGCAGUGAAGGUGAUCAGCUCCAGGAUUUGCCCCCAUGUUGGGGUCUGGAUAUUGUCUGCGGAAAAGGAACUGACUUCAACUAUGGGCCCUGGGCAGAUCGCCAGAGGGACUGUUUGUGGAAGUUCUUCCUCCCAGCUGAUUACCAGCCCAUGAAAGUGACCGAGGUUGCCCAGCCAGGAAAACCGAGGCAGAUUCAGGCCUUUGAACUUCGCAUGAACAUCAUAGCUGAUGCCACCAUCGAUCUGCUUUUCACUAAAAACAGGGAAACCAAUGCCAUCCAUGUGAAUGUAGGUGCAGGCUCUUACCUGGAAGUCAACAUCCCCAUGACUGUAGGAAACAAUGGCUACUCUCCCACUAUCAAAGGUCAGCUGCUUCAUGUGGACACCACCAGCAGCAUGCAGUACAGGACUCUCUUGGAGGCUGAGAUGUUGGCUUUUCAUGUGAUAGCCGCUUACCCUCGGGUGUGGAACAUGCCUCAGUCAUGGCAGUGUGAGAUCGAGGUGUACAAAGCCACCUACCACUUCAUCUACGCCCAGAAGAAUUUCUUCACAGAUUUGAUCCAGGACUGGGCAAGUGAUAGUGCCCCAGACAUCUACUCCUUUGUUCCCUAUUCCUGGAAGUUCAAGAUUCUUUUCCACCAGUUUGAGAUGAUCUGGGCAGCAAACCAACACAACUGGAUCGACUGUUCCACCAAGCAGCAGGAGAAUGUGUACUUGGCAGCGUGCGGCGAGACGCUCAAUAUAGACUUCACUUUGCCUUUCAAUGAGUUUGUUCCAACCACCUGCCAUACUCGCUUCAGCUUGAAGGCGGAGGACACAGACAUGCGACUCUCCCUGCCAGAGUGCCACCCGAGCCGCUACCCCCUCCUCACCCUGGCCAAAGACUACCAGAACAUCAAACUUCCCCCAGACAUGUUCAUGCCGGGGGAGACUCAAGGUCCUCCCCCUCCCAAACCCACCAAGCCCCGCUGGAGGAACAUCACCCACGCAGAAGCUGGCUGGGUGGAUUGCUGGAGUGUUCCCAACUUCUUGCUCAUCAUUGACUACACAUGGCAUCCCAUCUACCCUCAGAAGGCUGAUGAGCAGCUUAAACAAUCAUUGUCUGAGAUGGAGGAAUCUAUGCUGUCAGCGCUACGGCCCCCUGAACACACUUCCGUACCCCACAGCGUUCCACCACGCUACACCUCCACAUCUGCUUCAUCCACUCACAGCCGGAUGCCCACUGACCCCUCAGAGCUGCCCCCUGACAGGCUUCAUGUAGAGAUGGAAAUGUCUCCAGACUCUCAGAUCAUCUUGUAUGGCCCUUUGCUGCGAGCAUUGAUCUCUAUCAAGGAAAACUAUUUUGGUGAAGACGACAUGUACACAGAUUUUGAGGAGGCACUGUCCAGCCCUGUGUUGUCCACAUCGACCUCCUCAGGCCUCGGUUGGUCUCCGCUUGGAAUGGAGGACACUCAACAGAAGGAAUCCGCAGACAUUCAUCCCCUUGAUCUGCGCCCUUGGGACAUCACUGUCCUUAUCAACCUCUACAAAGUCCAUGGCCGCCUGCCAGUGCACUGCAGCAGUGAAGGUCCCGAGGGUCCGUCCGGUUUCUUGGAACGACUGUGCUUUGAAAUGAAAAAGGGUUACAAGGAGACCAUGCUUCAGCUGCUCCUGUCUCCCAUUCACAUCUUCAUUAGUGACAACUACCAGCGUCCCACAGCAGACGGAGUGCUGAGGGACGGCCACCUGAGUCUGUCUGGUCUUCAGAUGAGAGCCCACGCCAUGUUCUCCGCUCAGGGCCUGCCCCUGGGCAGUGACACACUGGAGUACGCCUGGUUAAUCGACAUGCAGGCUGGGGGGCUCGCUGGCAGGGUCACAGUUCCACAGUUGGCCAGCAUGAUAGAGUGGGGGGAGACGUUCCUUUUCCACGUGGUGUCCCGAGAGUUCCAGCUGGAGCAACCCAAACCCUCCAUUAUUUGUCAGCAUGGUGUUGACCGCCGUAUCUGUGAUGCCAAGCUGAGCUGCCUACCAGGUCACUGUCGCACAUCAGAGGAGCUGAAAUACACCAUGACCCGACUCGCGAUGGAUGGAGUUGACCUCUUCAUUGUAGAACAUGGCUGUGCUGCCAGCAUCAAGACGGGUAUUAUUCGCAUAGCUAACUGCAACCUGCACAACCAGGCGGUGGGAGAGGGCAUCAGUGCCGUGGUGCAAGACGUGAACGUCCGACAGUUCAUUGAGCUGCAGCAGCACAGCGAGGUGGCCAGGCUGCAGCCGGCCGGACAGGGUCAGGCUCCAGGUCAACCGUUGGGUCUCAGUCAGCUCCCCAUGCUGCGGCGCUCCGUCUGGCUGGAAGCAGGCUCAGUCAACCUGAACCUAAUCACAGCAGACAUUGCCCUGGCUGCUGACCACCAAGCCAAAUGUGAUGUUCAGAGGCAUUUUCUGGAACUACAUGAUGCUCAGACCAAAAGACUUUGGUUCUUGUGGCCAGAAGAUGCAGGCAUUCGAAACAAACGCACCAAGAACCGCUGUGGCUGCCUCGGAGGCUGCAGGUUCUUCGGAGGCACCAAUAUGGGCCAGGACUUUUUCAAGCUUGAUGAGCUGACGCCGUCUUCCUCAUCUGCCUUCUCCUCCUCCAGCACAGAGUCUGACAUGUGCUAUGGCCAGUCCUUACUGCAUCCUGGGGAAUGUAUAAUCACAAAGGAAACGCCUAAAGUGGAUGGGAAAGUUGUUGGAUUGAAAACCGCCACCCACUCGCCAUGCCUGCCACCUGAGCUGCCUGAAAGGCAUGGUCAGCAGCAUCUAAGUCUCCAGGUGCCCCACCGCUCCCACAGUUCGGUCUCUUCCUCUGAAGAAAAUAGUUCCUCCAGUGCCGCUUUACCGCUACUGGCUGGGGAGAGGGAAACUCCUUCACCAAGUACAGAGGAGCGCAUGUACCCUAAUGGAAAAAGCCCUGCUGACACCCUAGGCGAGUUCCCAGAGGCUUCUCCAGUCUCACCCAACAGCUCGCAGGACCGUUCCUCGGUGCGCUCGCCCCUCUGCUCUCCUCUCAAGCGCCAGUCUUCUGUGCACUCAGGUCGGCUUGGCAGCACCAAGAGCCUGUCAGCUGCCGUCUUCACCGACAAGCCUCCGCCCGUUUUGACCGGAGGCGUCCAGUUCAGCAGCGAGGUUUCCCGCAGCGACGAGAACGUCCUAGACUCACCUCGCCAGCGGAGAAGUUACGGCUCCUUUCCCUUCACUCCAUCAGCGGACUCCAAUACAUUCCAUCAGUACCGGUCUGCAGACUCCAGCAUGUCUGUGGCUGACAGUGAGGCCUACUUUUCUGCUGCGGAGGACUUUGAUCCAAUCAGUAGUGCAGAUGAGGGUCCGGGCACAUACCCUGGUCGAAAAAGGAAGAGGAGGCAGCAGAUGCAGCAGCCACAGCAGCCUUCAUAUCAUAUGGAGAACUACAGCCGGAGCUCCAUCUACCACAGCGUUGAGGGUCCCCUCACCUACGUUCUCAAUGGGGAGCUGAUCACAGAGCCACGCCCCCUGCCCAUGCCCUCUAUACUGCCCCCGCUGCCCCCACAUUCCCUGCCCAGCCACAUGUCCCAGGCCUCCUUUGUUUCAGCCCUCGGCAUGGAGGAGGAGAGCUCCGUUGAGGCAGAGAAAAUGGCCGAGCCAGGACCAGUCACUCGACAGCCCCACGUCAUGGCAUGUUACCAGAACUAUCUUGCCCACUACCAGGUUUCAAACUGGUCUGUGAAACAGCCUACCAAUAAGAGAACCUCCAAAUCUUCUCUGCACCGGCCCCUAGACCUGGAUACGCCCACUAGUGAAGAGAGCUCUGCCUCCUUUGACCAGCUCUCUGUGCCCAGCUUUAAGGUGACAAAGCAGGGCCUGUCAGCCAGCUCGCUGCUGGAUAGAGGAGUUCAGCUGAUGGGUGAAAACAACAGUACACCAUAUACACCUCUGGAUAAAAGAGCCAUGGAGAACACGGAUGAGGACACAACAACAGAUGACUGGACUCUGGAGCAGCCGCUGGCUCAGACUAGGACCACUGCCAUUGUGGAGGUGAAAGGGGCCAUUAACGUGGUGCUCACACCCCUCGUAGCUGAAUCCUUGGACAGGUAUAUUGAAUCCAUGGUCCACUUUGCUAGCAUCCGUCACCCUGCAGCCAUUUUAGAUGACCUUCAUGGGAAAGUCUUGAAUGAAGCCUACCAGAUCAGCAAGUCCACAGUCACGGAAUCUAGCCAAACAGCCAAACAGGACCAUAAACUGUCCAAGACAGAGGGCACGACCCCCGGUUCCCUCAACAUCUCCCAGGGCCAGACAGACCUGUCCGUCAAACCAGAUAAUGUGAAAAUCAAGGGGCUCCAGGCCAAUGUCUCUAUCCCCAAGGUAAACCUCUGCCUCCUGCAGGCUUCUGUAGAGGAGGGGUCACCGUCUUGCUCCAGUAAGUGUGUCACACACGUGUCUCUGGUGGCGCUGUGUUUCGACAGAAUUGCCACCCAGUUCAGGAUGAACAGAGGUAUUGUAGAAGAGACUCCCAACACUACAGAACACGGCCGACCAUCCGUUAUGUUGGAGAAGUACGCGUCAGCUACUAAAAUGCAGCCUCAGUCAUCUGGUUCUCUGCGCUCCAAUGCCGGCAUUGAGAAAGGCAAAGAGAUUGCUGCAAGGCUCAAUGUACACCGUAUCCACAGCCAGCUCCGAGGCCUUGACUCCACAGACAUUGGCACUUGUGCCAUCACAGCCAUUCCCUUUGAGAAGUCCAAAGUUCUGUUUGGUCUGGAGGAAAUGGAGGAGUUUUCAAUGGUCGACGAAACGGAUGCCCAAGCCACAGCAGGUGAUCUGGGCCGUUCCUCGAUAUCCCUUGAGAAAUGGGGCUGGAUUAUGUUUGAGUGUGGCAUCGAAAACCUCACAGUCAAAGGGGGCCGUCAAUCAGGAGCUAUUCUUUACAAUGCAUUUGGUGUAAUGGGACGCUCAGACAACGGGGGGAAAACUGGCAUGUCCAAAUCCAACGAUUCGACAGGUUCCCAGACAGGCAGCGGUUACAGUACUGAUGUUUCUGAUGACAACCUGCCACACGAUACCAUGAGUCCUGCCUCUGAUGUCAAUGAACACUCCGACUCAGACGACCAGGAUGAAGGGGUCGAGUCAGAUGACCUGAAGAAGGACCUCCCCCUCAUGCCCCCACCACCCGACUCCAGCAGCAUGAAGCUAACUAUCAGGGAGAUCUGGUUUAGUUUUGCUGCUCCCACUAAUGUGCGCUCUCCUUCGCAGGCCUACUCAAGGCAGUUGAAUCUGCUCAGCACUGCCACACCUGCCAUCGGAGCUUGGCUGGUUCCCAUCGACCAGCUCAAGUCUUCGUUACGUAAACUGGACAUGGAAGGCACGCUGCGUGUGUGCGCCGUCAUGGGCUGCAUCAUGACGGAGGCUCUUGAGAAAAAGAGCAUUCAUAUCCCUUUCCGAAGCAAAUACAACCGUGUCACUAAGCGAGCUCGCUACCUACAUGAGAAUCCCUCCUGUAUGCUUUGUAACAUCCUGCACCGGUAUCUGCAACAAGCAGAUUACACGGUCAUAGAGGAGGCCACCAUGAAUGAUGGCGUUCCAGCUCUUGUGACGCUAAAGAAAGGACUUGUAGCUCUGGCCAGACAAUGGAUGAAGUUUAUUGUGGUGACUCAGGGCUUCAAGGCUAUUGGUCUGAUAAGGCCCAACCAACUGGCCAAGCCCAAGGAGCCUCAGCAGAGCCUGGGUGAAACCAUCAUGGGCCUGGACAACGGUGCUGCGCUGCAGAGUGACACCAGUGCAGACGGAGCUGAAUUUGAAUAUGACGCAGCCACAGUGAGUGAACACACCAUGUUGCUGGAGGGAGCAUGCAGUCGUCCACCACCAAAGGAAGCCAACUCUGGUCCUGUCAGCGGAGUGGAGAUCAUGAGGAAGCUGUCCAAGUCCCACACACACAACGAGUCUGUGCUCAGGAUAAAGGGCUCCCAUCCGUACCAGUCGCUGAGUUACACCAGCGGUGACACAGCAGCGGACUCGCCUGCCCACGUGAGCCGCGGCGGCCUGCCAGCCAAGGACAGCCCCAGGAAGGAGAGUCUCCUGAGCAACUUGACAGGCAGCUUUCGAAGUCUGCACAACCUGCUGGAGGGCAUGCCUCAGAGGAACGAGCCAUCUGCUGCCGCUGCAGCCAAGAGCAGCUCCCUCACUCGCACAGGAAACAGCUUAGGAACAGACAUGCUAACCGAGCAUCCGCUUCUGUCAGAGCCCUCCUCCGUCAGCUUUUACAACUGGAUGUCGAACGCGGUGAGCAACCGGACCGGUGCUGUGACCCAGGAGUCCCCCGUCAACCGGUCCCAGCACAACAGCCUGCAAACAGGUGGGAUGUGCAACCUUCCUACAAUCCCCUCGGCCUCGGACUUCAACACCGUGCUCUCCAGUGACCAGAACACCCUUGAUGGAACCCACUCACAGCAUUCCCAGCACAGUACAAGCCAGGAUGAAAUUGCAGAUAUAGACGAGGGCAACCAGUGUCCUGCUGCGGUUCAACUGGCUGAUGCUCAGGUUGUUUUCAAGCCUUUGCUGAGCUACACAGGCAUUCAGGCUCAGGACACCACUCCUCUUAGUUAUAAGAUGUAUUUUGGGGAGCAUCUGUCUUUCUCUGGAAACCUUGAGUGUCUGAGAGCUGACAUUGUUGACUCUGACACCACGAAAGAACACAAAAGCAAACGAUCUAGAAGACAAGGCAUGGUCCACCUUCCACCACUUGAGUUUAAGCCAGCGCUUCUGAUUGAGACGUUCAGCCUGAAUGCAGUGGUGAUGGAGAAGUCAACCAGCGCUCCACAGGGCUCCACUACAGCCCCCCUCUCUUUCCACGACCUUAACCGACGCCACUACAACACAUUCCACUGUGAUUUCACCACAGCCUGCCAGUCCAUCAGCCAGCGCGUAGACAUGGCCCUGGUGCGCCUUAUACACCAGUUCAGCACCAUGAUCGACGACAUCAAAGCCACACAGACCGACAUCAAGCUGAGCCGGUACACUGCUGGCUCAGCCUCGCCCACCCCCACCUUCAAGGCACGGCCGUAUCGCCAUUUCAGGUCAUCGGACUUCAGCCGCAGCUCCAGAGGCAGCCUCAACGGAGCGGGCCGCAGUGGAACCCAAACCCUGAAGAGCAAGAGAGGAGUAGGGGCAGGCGUUAGCGGAGGUCUGCCUCCUAACGGACCUCCGUCAGGCAUGGACACGCUAGGGAGACGCGAGCCACGAGGACGCAGCUCUCUGGGACGUUCUGAGCGUCGCACCUCCAAGGUGUCGAGGAAGGGCUCCCGUGACGUGGCAGACCACAUGGCAAUCCAGAUGGAUGACUCCGACUCCAUCACCGUGUCGGAGCAGAGCGAGCCAUCAGCAGAAUGUUGGCAGAACAUGUACAAGCUGCUCAACUUCUACUCCCUCAUCUCAGAUCCUACUGGCAUCCUGGAGAAAAGCUCCCCGGAGAACUGCCUUCCAGAAAGUGGACGCCGGCCCUCAGAGCCACUCUGUAAAGUCAUCUUUGAGAAUGAGCAGCAGGACUCCAACACACCCAACAAGCCCUCAGGAGGGAGGAGGCGCAGCCUGGUGAGCUCUGAGCCCCAGCAUGUUACGCUUAUUGUGUUCGGCAUCGGCAUGGUGAAUCGCACCCACCUGGAGGCAGACAUCGGCGGCCUGACCAUGGAGGCUGAGCUGAAGAAGAUCCACGGAAGCUUCACUCUGAAGGAGAAGAUGAAAGAUAUCCUGCACCAGAAGAUGACUGAGACAUGUGCAUCAGCACAUAUAGGAGGAGUGAACAUUGUUCUACUGGAAGGGAUAACUCCUGACAUCCAACUGGAGGAUUUCCCAACAUCUCCCACCAGCACAGCUAAACAAGAGUUUCUAACUGUGGUCAAAUGCAACAUUGCCAAGUCCCAGGCCUUGUACAGCGCCCAGCGAGGGCUGAAAACCAAUAACGCAGCUGUGCUGAAAGUGGGAGCCAUCAUGAUCAACAUCCCCCAGCACCCAGCUACUUUGCACAGCAUGAUGGUGCGCAGCUCCCACCAGCUCUCCAAACAGAUCUCUGACCUCAUCCGCCAGCCCUCCAACGUUCAACCUCCUAACAGGGAGGACACCCCCACUCCUCAACCCUCUGACAAAGCAUCCAGCAUCAAUCAGACCCCUGUAGACGCCAACGAGUUCCCCCAGCUCCCCGAAGGCUUGGAAAAGAAGCCAAUUGUUCUCAAGUUCAGCGCCAUGCUGGACGGCAUCACCAUUGGGGCUGCCCUACUGCCCUCGUUGAAAGCGGAAUACAAAAUGGGUCGCAUGAAGAGCCACGGCAUGACAGGAGCACAAACCAGUUUCACAUUUGAGUUGCCAAAUCACAAGCUGUGCUUUCAGUCGAAAGUGUCCCCAGUGGAUAUGUCCACCAUGCCACCGUCAGCCAGCCUCACUUUGCCUCCAGUCACCAUGUCGGGAGAGUACAUCAUGGAAGAUCACGAGAGCCAUUCUGACCAGGGCUGGGCUCCAGAGGAGUUCCCAGCAAAGCAGGGAAACUACCUUCAGGGCAACUACCUGCGCUGUGUGGCUGAGAUUGGGUCUUUUGAGCACAACCUGACCACAGACCUGCUCAACCAUCUGGUCUUCCUGCAGAAGGUUUUCAUGAAAGAGGUCAACGAAGUGAUUCAGAAAGUGUCAGGGGGAGAACAACCCAUCCCCCUAUGGAACGAGCACGACACCUCAACAGACGCAGACAAACCAAAAAUCCUGCUCUACUCGCUCAGUCUUAUGUUUAAGGGAAUCCAGAUGACAGCCACCACUCCCUCGAUGCGGGCCGUGCGCUUUGAGACAGGUCUGAUCGAGCUAGAGCUGUCUAAUAGGAUCCAGUGCAAGACUCAGCCUGGCGGUAGCAGCAGCUACUUGAAGCUCUUUGGCAAAUGUCAAGUUGACCUCCACCUGGCCCUCGGACAGAUAGUCAAGCACCAGGUGUAUGAGGAAGCUGGGUCAGAUUUCCACCAGGUGGCGUACUUCCGGACUCGUAUUGGUCUGAGGAAUGCCCUGCAGGAGGAGAUCAGUGGCUCUUCAGAUAAAGAGGCUGUCCUCAUCACACUCAACAGGCCUAUUGUUUUUGCCCAACCAGUGGCUUUUGACAGAGCUGUGCUCUUCUGGCUCAAUUAUAAGGCAGCGUACGACAACUGGAACGAGCAACGUUUGGCCCUGAACAAGGACAUCCACGUAGCCACCAAAGAGGUAGUAGACAAACUGCCAGGCAUCCAACAGACGUCCGCCCAGGCCUUCAGCACCCUCUUCCUGCAACUUACUGUCAAUGACCUGGGCAUCUGCCUGCCGAUCACCAGCGCCGCAUCCCAGAGAGGACAUGUACCAGCUACGGAGGGCACCAACUCUGAAGCUGGGGCCAGCACUUCAGUAGGCCAGCAAAAAAAUGCACGAAAAGCCAAUCACGCCAUAGACUUUGAUACAGGCUCUGCGCUGGUUCUUACCAUCGAGAGCACGCUGAUCACUGCCUGCUCCUCUGAGUCCCUUGUAAGCAAAGGACACUUCAAGAAUUUUUGCAUCCGCUUCGCCGAGGGCUUCGAAACCACCUGGGAUGACUGGAAGCCUGAGGUCCGAGGAGAUCUGGUCAUGAACGCUUGUGUCGUCCCGGAUGGUACAUAUGAAGUAUGUUCCAGAACUACAGGGCAACCCUCUGCAGAAAGCAAUAGUGCAGGGACCUGGACUCUCAACGUGCUUUGGAAAAUGUGCGGCAUUGAUGUGCACAUGGAUCCGAACAUCGGCAAGCGGCUCAAUGCCCUGGGCAACACGCUGACUUCGCUGACGGGCGAGGAGGAUGUAGACGAUAUCGCUGACUUGAAUUCUGUCAACAUGGCGGAUCUGUCGGACGAAGAUGAGACUGAUCCUAUGUCACCAACCAUUCACAUGAGUCCAGAGAGCAAGUUCAGCCCUCGGCUGACCUUAAGGAAGCGUCUGGUAAACCGCAUCCUGGGCCUCAAAUCCAGGCCUGAGAGUGUUUCUGUCCCAGCUGACUACUUAAACUGUACAGCGCCUCGCCUCCGAGCGGGCAGCGACAGGGCCCCACGGCCUUUCUCCUGGGGUUGUGAACCCAUUGAUCCCAGAAGGCAGAUGGUGAUGGGGAACCAGGUGAUCGAUGCUCGAGGGAGGAAGUUCACCAAGAGGGUGGUGGACAUCAGAGAGCUAAAUGAACAGGCAAAGGUCAUUGAUGACCUGAAGAAAUUGGGGGCCAGUGAAGGCACCAUCAACCAGGAGAUCCAGCGCUAUCAGCAGCUGGAGUCUGUGGCUGUCAACGACAUCAGGAGAGACGUCAGAAAGAAACUGCGUCGCUCCAGCAUGAGGGCGGCCUCUCUGAAGGACAAGUGGGGUCUUGGCUACAAACCAAGCUACAACCGGUCCAAAAGCAUCUCCUCAGCAGCAGGGAGACCACCUCUGAAAAGGAUGGACAGGCAGAGUUCCAGAAUGGGUGAUGUGGAUGAUUUACCUGAUAUUCGCGUGGAUGCUUCCUCUCCUGGACCCCGGGUCACCUUCAACAUCCAGGACACGCUUAAUUAUCAGGACAUGGAUUCUUCAAAUGCAUCUGUCAGUCCAGGAGAAAUAUUCAAGUUUCCUGAGGAGACAGUUGUGGACAUGUUGUCAGUCACCAUUGAUGAGCCAUCCCAUCCUUAUCAUCAGCUCCAUCCUCAUUCUUCAUUCGUUAGUGAGGGCCAGCACUCAGUUUUCAGUGCCCCUGGCACCCCUGCUGUCUUCUCACCAACAAUUCCCUUCCAGCGCGACGACCUGUCGUCUUCCUCCUCUGAAGACUCUGAGAAGGAGGACGACUUUGAACGUGACAGAGCGCCAAGUUAUCGAAGGCCUAUACAAACAUCUCACAGGAAGCCCUCAGGCUUUUCUGCUGUGAGUCAGCUGUUGAGCGAGCGCUGGCCGACCACGCCAGCCAACCGCAGCUUCAGUGGACCAACAACCGAACGGAACAUUGACUUUGAACUGGAUGUCCGUGUCGAAAUUGACAGUGGGAAGUGUGUCCUUCACCCCACUACCCAGCAACCAGAGCAUGAGGACGUUUCCUUAAGGAGGAGCUGUGAGCGCAGCCUCAAGAGUCUGGACCAGGAGUCUCCCCCCAAAAAGAAGAAGCUGCAGCCAGCCUACAGCUCCACCACGCAUCUCCUGGCCGGGAAGAAGUGUCCCUCCUCUCUGCAGACCAAAUCCAAUGACAUAGAGACCACAGUCUUCUACAUUCCAGGCGUGGAUGUUAAGCUGCACUACAACUCCAAGACCCUGAAGACGGAGUCACCCAAUGCUUCGCGUGGAUCCUCAUUACCCCGCACUCUCUCCAAAGAGUCCAAGCUGUAUGGUAUGAAAGAUAGCGGUCCUCCCAACCCUCCCAAUGCUGUCCAAAGCAAGACUAACUCGCUCCUACCUCCCCCACCCCCACCAAUCCCAUCAGCCAAAGGGAAGGGCAGUGGAGGGGUAAAGACUGCCAAGCUGUACGCCUGGGUGGCCCUCCAGACUUUGCCAGAAGAAAUGGUCAUCAGCCCCUGUCUGCUGGACUUCCUGGAAAAAGCACUGGAGACCAUUCCUAUCACCCCUGUGGACAGGAACUACACAGCUGUAGCUUCCCAAGAGGAGGACAUGGGUCAGUUUGACGCAGUCGAGCAGCUGGAGGAGUCCACCACCUCCCUUGUUUCCUCUUCUACAUCGGCCUAUUCCUACUUCCCUGUAGAUGUGGUUGUCUACGUCAGGGUCCAGCCAUCUCAGAUCCGCUUCAGCUGCCUGCCCAUGUCCAGAGUGGAGUGCAUGCUCAAACUCCCCUCUCUCGACCUGGUCUUCUCCUCCAAUCGGGGUGAACUGGAGAACGUGACAGGAGCCCACCCGGCUGAUGGAUCCCACGCGCCCUCCUCCACACCACCGGGGCAGCACGUCCCCAAGCUGCCACCCAGCAAAGCAUCUCCGUUGUUGGGAAGCCCUCUGGGCAGGAGCCGCCACAGCAGCAGCCAGUCGGACCUCACCACCACCCCCACUAACUCCUCCGGCCUCAGUUUCACCGCCUGCAUGUCUGACUUCUCCCUCUACGUCUUCCACCCCUACGGUGCUGGCAAGCAAAAAUCUGCUGUCACAGGCCUGCCUCCAGGCCCAGGGCCAUUGGGUACAGUAGAUGAGGAGCCGUCCUCAGUAACGGGAAGGAAAGACUCUCUGAGCAUCAACCUGGAGUUUGUGAAGGUCAGCUUAUCCAGGAUGAGGCGCACCGGAGGCCCCACCUUUAUUGAAAGCUUCAUUCCUGGCAAAGGUGGUAAAAUGGACACCACCCUCAUCAACAUCUCAGCUGUGUGUGACAUCGGCUCAGCUUCGUUUAAGUAUGACAUGAGACGGCUCAGUGAGAUCCUCGCGUUCCCGAGAGCCUGGUACCGACGAAGUAUCGCCAGGCGCCUUUUCCUCGGAGAUCAGACCAUCAACCUACCAGCCUCUGGCCCCGCAACCCCUGACUCAGCGGAAAACGUCACCCAACACCUGUCCCCCGAGUCCAGCCGCAAAGCCUAUUGGAGAACGUGGGAUGGCAGCACCGGGACACACAUGCCUCAGUCGCCCAACGUCUUCUCAGAGCACUCAACUGGAAGCAAUAUGUCCCCCGGCGGAAUGGGCCACCUCAAAUCCCCUGCACCUGUUCGCACCAGGAGCGUGUCGGAUUCCUCGGCUCCUAGGAGAGAUUCUGUGACAAAAACAUCCACCCCAUCGUUCAGUAAAAACGGCAAAGCUGCGGGUCAGCAGGGGUCGCCCUGGGAGACCUUGGUGGUGUUCGCCAUCAACCUGAAACAGCUCACGGUGCAAAUGAACAUGAGCAACGUCAUGGGGAAUAAUACCUGGACGACCAGUGGCCUGAAGAGUCAGGGCCGGCUGUCUGUCGGAAGCAACCAGGACCGGGAGAUCAGCAUGUCUGUGGGCCUCGGCCGCUCCAAGCUCGACUCCAAGGGCGGGGUGGUGGGUGGCAAUAUAGACGUAAACACCCUGGAGAUGGUUGCACAUAUUUCUGAACACCCCAACCAGCAGCCCAGCCAUAAGAUCCAGAUCACCAUGGGCUCCACAGAGGCCAGAGUGGAUUACAUGGGCUCCAGUAUCCUUAUGGGUGUUUUCAGCAACGCUGACCUGCGGUUGCAGGACGAGUGGAAGGUCAACCUUUGCACAGUCGACACCAGCCUGUCAGAGAAAAGUGAGAUCUUCAUCCACGGGGAUUUGCAGUGGGACAUUUUCCAGGUGAUCAUUUCGCGCUCCACCACGCCCGACCUCAUCAAGAUCGGCAUGAAGCUUCAGGAGUUUUUCACCCAGCAGUUCGACACCAGCAAGCGGGCCCUCUCCACCUGGGGCCCCGGCCCCUACCCGCCCCCUAAGACGCCCGUCAUCAGCGCAGAGAAAGGAGCAGCUGAGCUCUACAUGGAUGCGGCCCACCACCGCCACUGGCCCGGGGUGCUGAAGGUAAUUGCCGGCUGCCACAUAUCCCUCUUCCAAAUGCCUCUGCCUGAGGACGCCGUGCAGCUGGGCGGCUCCAUGAGCCUCCACGGCAAUCAUAUGACCCUGGCAUGCUUCCACGGGCCCAACUUCCGCUCCAAGUCCUGGGCUUUGUUCCACCUGGAGGAGCCCAACAUUGCCUUCUGGACAGAGGCGCAGAAGAUCUGGGAGGACAGCUCCAAAGACGACUCAACCUACAUUGUCCAAACACUGGAUUUCCAUCUCGGUCAUAACACCAUGGUGACCAAACCCUGCGGCGCGCUCGAGAGCCCCAUGGCCACCAUCACCAAGAUCACCCGCAGGAGGCACGAGAACCCUCCUCACGGAGUGGCCACUGUCAAAGAAUGGUUUAGCUACGUCACUGCCAUGAGGAAUGAAGAGCUGAACUUGCUCAGGAACGUAGAAGCCAACAACCAAGAGAGCGGAGCCGCUGCCAAGAGCUCCAGUCUGCUGAGCAGCUUCCGCAGCUACAACCACGAAACCGAGACCAUCUUUGCCCUUCCCAGAAUGCAGCUGGACUUCAAGUCCAUCCACGUGCAGGAUCCAGAUGAGCCUUCUCUGGCAGACUCUAACAGCAAACCCAAAGUGGAGUGCAGCGUCGUGACAGAAUUCACUGACCACAUCUGCGUCACCAUGGACGCUGAGCUCAUCAUGUUCCUUCAUGACCUGGUGUCAGCGUAUCUGAAGGAAAAGGAGAAAGCUCUUUUUGCUCCGCGGAUGUUUGCCGCUCGGCCCGGCCAGAAGAGCCCCACGGCCCUGCAUGACGACGCCGCCACGGACAAGGACAAGGACGAGUGCAUCAACUACACCACGGUGGACUGGAGGGAGUUCGCCUGCAACACCUGGCACCUGGAGCCGACCCUCAGGCUCAUCUCCUGGACGGGACGUAAGAUCGACCCAGUGGGGGUGGACUACAUCCUGCAGAAGCUCGGCUUCCACCACGCCAGAACUACAAUCCCCAAGUGGCUGCAGAGGGGCGUGAUGGACCCCCUGGACAAGGUGCUGUCUGUGCUGAUCAAGAAGCUGGGCACCUCCCUGCAGGACGAGAAGGACAAGAAAGGCCGGGACAAGGAGGAGCACUGAAGAGCCCCGCCGUCACCGCACCUCCAGCUCUGCACCGCGUCCACCCCUGAACCCUGUGAAUCUCAGCCUGCUGGUUUUUGCUGUGGCACACACUACGAGCAGCUCUGACUGAACGGUUUGCACCAAUGUUAUUUCCUGUAUAUUCUGAACAAAGUAGCAGAUACAUUGCAUUACUUGACUGCUUUAAUGAUUAAACCUGCCUCUUACAUGUUGUGAACCUACUGAAACGGCCUGAAGGUUUAUUUUAAGGCUUAUUUCAUGAGAAAUGAAUUUUUAAACCAUUGCCUUUUCUUUGUUUCCCAUGGAACACGUGGUAGAUACGCUUUAUGGAGUUAUGAGUUUUAUAGCUUUAGGUAUUUAUGGUCAGUGUUUUUUUUUCCUGUGUUUUUAGUGUGAACAAAUAAACACUGGCAGGUUGCGGCACAUAAUCUACCAUCAGGAAGAAAUAAGCUUGUAAUUAUAAUUUGAUCCAAGGUUAUUGUUUAUGUGUAUGUGAAACCCGAUUCGCUUGGUGUCAAGCUUGUUUUUGUCUUUUUUAAAUCCAUUCAGUAGAACCACUGUACAUAAUUACAUUUCUUAAAUGUGUUGAUUUCCUAACUUAAUAAAAAUAUUGCCAUAUAAUUUUA